Molecule: messenger RNA, 2459 nt
Organism: Bolinopsis microptera
Lineage: Eukaryota; Metazoa; Ctenophora; Tentaculata; Lobata; Bolinopsidae
Exons: 12
Coding region: 77-2362 (761 amino acids)
Biological process (GO): calcium import into the mitochondrion; mitochondrial calcium ion homeostasis
Cellular component (GO): uniplex complex
Molecular function (GO): calcium ion binding
Source: RefSeq, a predicted model, not a curated record
AGAAGUACCAGGAAUGUGAUAUCCAGUAAAGAAUAGUGAACAGAGCCUUUAUGUGAGGUAGCAAGCGUCCUAAAUUAUGUUGUACAGAAAGUGUGUCCGGCUUUUGUCACAAAUUGGUCACAGCUGUGUUAAAUGUGGUAAAGUGAGGCAGUGUGCGGGUGUUAGAUUCACUUUUAACGGAGGGGAGGAAAGAGGACACGAGGAGAAAGGAAACAACUAUAAUAGGGGGUACAGUAGAGCUGGAUUACUAGGAGGGGGAGCUGUAGGGGCAGUUGUGGCAAGCUCCUCCAGUGACGAUGACGAGGAGGAGGUGGACAUUGAUCACGAUGCGAAAAAGGCGGAAGCCACGAGGUAUCGCAGAACAAGAAUGUUCCGACACUUCUGCUCAUUUUCCUCUUUCAAAUAUAAAACCGAGCUUUUCAUGACAGGCGAAGACUUUCUUAAAGCAAUUCUUUUCAAAGACCAGAAGAUGUGCGCUCGAAGAUACACGGAUCUGGAUACCUUGACAGACGAGGAGUUCCAGACCAUUCUGAACGCAGCCCCUUCACAUGACCUCGAAAAGACGGGUCUUUUCCGGCUUCUAGGCAAGAAUGCUGUCAUCAGUUAUCCUGAGUACCUCUUCCUAGUUUCCAUACUCAGUAAGCCUCGCGACCACUUCCUAAAGACGUUCCAGAUGAUAGAUGUGGAUGGUAACUGGGUCCUAACCAGAGAAGAGUUCGAACUAGUCGAGAAGUUAUUCUCCAAGGGUGUUGUAGACGAUAAUAUCGAGAAUACUACCUUAAAGGUCCACUUUUUCAACAUGGAUGGCUCUGGAGUGAUGACUUUUAGUGAUUUUGUGCACUUCUUGGACGGUCUCCAAAAAGAAUGUUUAGAACUUGAGUUUAGUGAGCACGCUAAAGGUGGACAGAUUCUAGAGACUGAUUUCACCGAACUUCUCCUUUCUAGGACACUUCUUAGUGAGCUGGAGAAAGACAAGUACAGGCGCAGAAUAUCAAACCGAGUAGAGGAUGAUGGAGGCAUAUCUUUCUAUCAGUACUCCCAGUUCAUGAACCUUCUCAAUGACAUCCAUGACCUUGAAAUAGCACUGAGAAUGUUCCAGAUAGCAAAGAAGCCGGUUACACCUGAAGAAUUCCAGAGAGCAGUGAAAGUCUGCACAGGAACGCCUUUAGAUGAGAAAAUGGUAAAACUAACUUUUAAGAUAUUUGACGAGGAUGGAGAUGGACAUUUGGGUCACGACGAGUUUAUGAAGGUAAUGAAAGACCGCAUACGAAGCCGGGGCACAGUGGACGUGCAGAUACCGCCCAAAUCUUGGAUGGCUUUCAGGAAAUGUGUCCACGAACGCAUGAUGAUGACUUCAAUAACUCAUUUAUAUUUAAACAACGUCUUGAAAUACAUAACAGUCACCGCAUUGCUUACAGUUCUAAGCAAGAACAGUAAAGAGGAAAGUCAGACUUUAAGGAUAUUGGAAGAAAGUGAGAUCGAAGAGUUACUGGAGUCAACGCCCACACAUUUGACAGAGGGGCAAGGAUUUCUCAAACAGUUAGGAGUCAGAGCUAUUAUCAGUUAUUCGGAUUAUGUAUUUCUUGUUUCUCUAUUAAACACCAAUAAGGAGAAUAUCUUUAAAAUGUUCCAGUUGAUUGACACGAAUCAGAACUUGAUGUUGGACGAAAAAGAGUUUGAAAUAUUGGAAAAUGGUCUGACUGGAGGAUGUACAAAUAGCAGUUCAGAUAAAACAACAAUGAAAUUACACUUCUUCAAAGAAGACAGCUCCGGAGCUAUCUCCUUUGAGGAUCUCUCGAACUUUAUAGAGGGACUCAAAAAUGAAUGCUUGGAAGCUGAAUUUAGUAAUUAUUCAGAUGGAAACGAUUAUAAUUGUAUAACCGAAUUAGAGUUUACUGAACUACUGCUUUCGAGGACAUCGCUUGGCAGGCAAGCAAAGAAUGAAUACGUGAUCAGAGUUUCAAAGGAAAGUGGUUAUGAUGAAUCCAAAAGCGAUAAGAUGAGCUCAACUGGCAAUAAUGAUGUAUCAUUCGAUCAGUAUUCCCAGUUCGUGAAUCUGUUUGAUAAUAUUCAUGAUUUAGAGAUUGCAUUGAGAAUGUUCCAAAUAGCUAAAAAACCAGUAACACAAGAAGAAUUCCAGAGAGCAGUGUCCGUUUGUACUGGAGCCCGUUUAGACGACAAGAUGGUUAAAUUGACCUUCAAAAUAUUUGAUGAGGAUGGAGAUGGACAACUGAGUCACGAAGAAUUUAUUAAAGUACUGAAGGACAGAAGAAGACAGGGAACUGUAGACGUACAUGCAACCAACGAUACUUGGAAAAAUUUCAUGAGAUGCGUUCAUCAAAGAGCAAAGAGUUCGAAAUGAAUAAUUACAAUAAUCUGAACGGUAGUUAACUGAUCUAAAUUAUCUAAAUAAAGGUUUAUGUGCGAGGCUUCUUAUCUGCUUUUAGUUUUAUAAACAG